AAACGAGCCCACGAGUAAAAAGCAAACACAACAUACCCACCUCUUCUCUCUCUGUCUCAACUCCAAACACUCCAUCGUUUCUCUUUCUUCUUCUUCUUCUUCCUCUAAAGUCUAAACCCACAAAAACUUUCCUUCUUCCUCAGCAUUUGUUCAAGACCCCAAACCAUAAAUUCCCACCAUACACGCCUUUUUUAUUUGUUUUAUGUUUUCUGUGAGUUCUGUUUCAGAGCUUAAACCUCCAAACCUCGUGCCAUGUCCUCCACCACUCCAAUGGCGAAUCAGCCACCUCCCCAGAUGCAGCUGAGCCAGCAGACAUACCCGACUCGUUCUCCUCACGGGUCUGUGGGGCCCGUGAUCGCUGUUCUGGCCGUCAUCACGGUUCUGGGAGUCAUAGCAGGAAUGAUAGGCAGGCUCUGUUCGGGUCGCCGGGUCAUGGGCGUGGGAGAGUACGACAUGGAAAGCUGGGUGGAGACCAAAUGCUCGUCCUGCGUCGACGGUAGAAUCCCCUCUCCCCCUCCACGGCGGCCCUCGCAGCCAGCGGCGGAAGAUGUCGGGACGCCGGAGGAGGAGGCGGCGGUGCAAGAGGCAAGAGAAGAUGAAGAACAAGAAGCGCAGGCAGAAACAGCAGGUGGGCCACAGUCAUAGAAGAGGCGAAGUAGGAAUAUAUAUAUAUAUAUAUAUAUAUAAGAGCAUUGUAUGAUUCACGAAUUGGUAUGUUGGGUGAAUGAAUGUAGUUUGUGUUUGAAGUGUGAACAUACAGAAAUCGAAUCGAAAUGGAAAAGGGAAUGGGUUUAACAAAUGACAAAUGUAAUGGCUGCCAUUAUGAGCUGCCCUUGGGUGCCUGUCCUCUGUCUGCUUCCCUUUCCAACGUUCCAUGUUACCCUUCUCAGCUUUUUUUCAUGCCUUUUUCUCUUGCUCAUUUUUCAUUAGCCUUAUUUAUUUGACACUUUC
This is a messenger RNA of Prosopis cineraria, 951 nucleotides long. RefSeq lists its product as uncharacterized. The coding region runs from base 253 to 645 and encodes 130 amino acids. The record is from RefSeq and is a predicted model, not a curated record. The transcript has a single exon. Lineage: Eukaryota; Viridiplantae; Streptophyta; Magnoliopsida; Fabales; Fabaceae.